CUCGGGGUUUGUGUUUUCUGGUUUCGGUGAAAAUGUUGAAAUUUUGUCGUCCAUCCUCAAAAUCGAAACUCCGAUCGAAUCGGAACCAGGACGCCGCCACGACCGCCAUUGUGGUUUCGAAAAGCGUCGACGGAUUUGCCGGCACCACUAGGCGUCGGAUCGUCAAAGUAAACGACGGCUCUUCCAGCACUGAUGAAAGUGAUGUUGCCGUUCCAAGUCCUGUCGGUUUCCGGGAGCUUCUGACAAAACCGAAUCUGGGGCAACUGAUGCGUCAACACUCGGCUCGAUUCUGCCGGGGAAGGAUUGCUGGCAAAGCCGGAUUCGCCAAGGCUUCAACGCGACGUGAUGGGAAUGUAAAUCUUCUUAAAAGAUCGAUUUCAGCCGGUGCCUCAAAGCUUUCUCCAGUAAAGGGUAAGUUCUUUUAUAGUUCUUCUAUAGUUAGAUGUAUGGAAUCGAAUCGAGCAACUCUGAGCUCAUUACAGGAUAUUGCUGCAAUAAUCGCCAUCCGAUUGCAAAAUAUCUCAUCCAGCAAAAUCGCUCUAGCGUUCAGUGAAAUCACAGCAUGA
This is a messenger RNA of Uranotaenia lowii, 566 nucleotides long. RefSeq lists its product as uncharacterized. Lineage: Eukaryota; Metazoa; Arthropoda; Insecta; Diptera; Culicidae. The coding region runs from base 33 to 566 and encodes 177 amino acids. The transcript is spliced from 2 exons. The record is from RefSeq and is a predicted model, not a curated record.